UUAUAAACCCCAUAAAACUCACAGAGCAGAAGAGGAGGAGACCAUAGACGACUGCAAUGGCGACUCUAAAAUCAUCGACUUUGACUUACUUGAUCCACUAUCUUCUCCGACAUCCUAAACCAACAUCUCCUCUUUGUCUGUUCCUUAGACCCUUUCCUUCGUCUAUAUUAACUUGUAAAUCCAAUCACCAUGACAAGGGUUGCUUCCCGUCGAUCUCCUCCUCUUCUUUACCUCUUCCACGUCCUUAUAUCUCACACUCUCACUCCUUCUCUACUCUCCUCGUACCUAAAUCAUUCUCUUCAGUUGUCGAAUCAGAACAAGAUGAAGACGACGUGUCUGUAGCCUCUUUUAGCGAGAAUAACGAUGAUGAAGAAGAAGAUGGGUCGGAGUUGGAGAGUACAAUGGUUUCCAUAAAAGAAAGUGGAAGAAGCUCUGAAAUAUCUCAAGAGAUGAUGCCCGAGAUCUCUUCUUUGAAAUUGUCGGCGAAGGAGAAGAAAAGGCUUGCUUCUUACGCGAACAGUUUGGGCGACAAACUCAAGUCUCAGCUCGUAGGCAAGUCCGGCGUUACGGAUUCAGUCGUCCUCUCCUUCUUAGAGACGCUGGAGAAGAACGAGCUCUUAAAGGUGAAAAUACACAGAACAUGCCCUGGAGAGCUAGAGGACAUACUUCUGCAUUUGGAGGAAGCCACUGGUUCAGUAAUAGUCGGGCAAAUUGCGCGGACUGUUAUAUUGUAUCGUCCAAGUCCCACCAAAUUGAAAGCUGAGGAGGAGAAAACAAAGAGGUAAUA
Camelina sativa (false flax) is the source of this 787-nucleotide messenger RNA. RefSeq lists its product as uncharacterized. Gene Ontology annotation, molecular function: RNA binding. NCBI's taxonomy places the organism in Eukaryota, Viridiplantae, Streptophyta, Magnoliopsida, Brassicales, Brassicaceae. Gene Ontology annotation, cellular component: chloroplast. The record is from RefSeq and is a predicted model, not a curated record.